Molecule: messenger RNA, 1693 nt
Organism: Solanum stenotomum
Lineage: Eukaryota; Viridiplantae; Streptophyta; Magnoliopsida; Solanales; Solanaceae
Product: LRR receptor-like serine/threonine-protein kinase RGI5
Exons: 4
Coding region: 44-1558 (504 amino acids)
Molecular function (GO): protein binding
Source: RefSeq, a predicted model, not a curated record
CACAUUUUUUUUGUUUCAUUGAAGCAAUAAUUUAGUUGCAUUAAUGCUGAUAUGUUUUUCCGUUUCCCCUUUUAAAAAAGAUUCAAAAGAAAAGUCUGCUAGUAAUACCAUUUUCCUACUACUAAUAAUUUUACAUAUGGAGAAAGCCUUGAGAUCUUUUCUUUUAACACUACUACUCUUGUUGUUUCACUAUGUUAUGCCUAGUUCAGCCAUGACUCGUACCAACGUUUCUACGGAUCAAUUAACUCUUCUGUCUUUGAAAUCCCAAAUUAGUUCCGACCCCUUUCAUUACUUGGAUGACAGUUGGUCUCCUGCUACUUAUGUUUGUCAUUGGGUUGGAGUCACUUGUGACUAUCGUCACCAGAGAGUGAAGUCCUUGAAUCUUUCCAACAUGAUCCUUACAGGCACGAUUCCACGUGAUUUUGGAAACCUCACAUUUCUUGUUUCUCUUGACUUGGGAAGCAACAAUUUCCAUGGAAAUUUGCCUCAAGAAAUGGCACACCUGUGUCAGCUUAAGUUUCUUGAUUUAAGUUUGAACAAAUUCAGUGGGGAGGUUCCUUCUUGGUUUGGGUUUUUAAAACAACUUCAAGUUUUAAAACUUAGGUUUAACAGUUUCACUGGUUCCAUUCCCCCGUCACUUUCGAAUGCCUCAAAAUUGGAGACUUUAGAAAUAUCUGCCAAUUUACUUGUAGGAAACAUCCCGGAAGAGAUAGGCAAUCUUCAAAACCUUAAUAUGUUGUCCAUGGAACAUAAUCAGCUUACGGGUUCUAUACCAUUCACAAUUUUCAAUAUUUCUAGUAUCCAAGUCAUCGCAUUUUCAAACAAUAGCGUAUCAGGAAAGCUUCCCAAUGAUUUAUGCAAUCGUCUUCCAAUACUCAAAGAGCUUCAUCUAUCAAUGAACAAGCUUCAUGGUCAUAUGCCUAUAAGCUUGUCAAAUUGUUCACAACUUCAAAUAUUGUCUCUAUCCAUAAAUGAUUUUGAUGGACCAAUACACAGUGAAAUUGGAAGAUUGAGUAACUUGCAGAUAUUGUAUCUCGGAUCUAACCAUUUCACAGGUAUAAUUCCACAAGAAAUCGGAAAUCUUGUUAAUUUGGUGGAAUUAGCAGUGGAUGUAAACCAGAUUACCGGCUCUAUCCCAAUCUCUAUAUUCAAUAUCUCUUCAUUGCAAUUUGUUUCACUAAGGGGGAACAAUCUCAAGGGAUCCUUACCACGGGAAAUUGGCAACUUAACCAAGAUACAAGUUUUAUUUCUUAACAACAAUAGGUUUACUGGUGAAAUACCCAAAGAGAUAAGAAAUCUGGUUGAGUUGGAGGAACUUGCUCUUGGGUUUAAUAGUUUUAGUGGUUCACUUCCAAUGGAGAUCUUCAACAUAUCAGGGAUGAGAGCAAUGGCUCUUUCAUUCAAUAAUUUAUCAGGAACCAUCCCACCAAACAUAGGUUCUGUAUUACCCAACAUUGAAGAGCUUUAUAUGAGUAACUUGACCAAUCUUGUUGGGACUGUUCCUCAUUCUAUUUCCAAUUGUUCAAAACUUACUAUCCUAGAGCUUUCAGAAAUUUAAGACUUCUUGAUCUAUCAUUGAACCCUCUAAAUGGCAUGCUUCCGGUCUCCGUAGGGAACUUCUCCAAAUCUCUUGUAAAGCUUUGUGCCACUGAUAGCAAGAUUAACGGCCAGAUUCCAAAUGAAGUUGGAAACU